CUGCCCGCUGCCACAGCCAGAGACGAGCUGCCGCCUCCUCCUACCGCCGCCUCCUCCUAACACGGCGGCGACGCACCCGCAUCGCAACUCGCGCUAACACUUGCUCGCUAGAUCUCGGGGUGAAACUAGAACGUCCUUCAUCUUCUCGGGAACGACCAAGUCACUUCGCUUCUCCACACUUUGUUUGGUCCAGCCCCCGUUAGCUACUCCUCCGAGAAGCGCUCUUCUAGGAUGCCGGGAGCGGGCGGCCGCCUACGCCUGCCCUCGCUGGGCACCGACUCGCCCUCCAGGUCCUCCUCUGGGGCGGCCGGCGGCGGCGCGGUCAGCCAGCAGCAGCGCGUCGUGGUGAUGGGCGCGGCGCGCGUCGGCAAGUCGGCCAUCAUCUCGCAGUUCCUGUACGACCGCUGGCCGGCCAAGUACCGCCAGACGGUGGAGGAGCUGCACCGCGGCGAGUACGAGCUGCCAGAUGGCGCCGCGCUCACGCUCGACAUCCUGGACACGGCGGGCGCGCACCAGUUCCCCGCCAUGCGCGCCCUCUCCAUCGCCACGGCGCACGCCUUCCUGCUCGUGUACGCCGUCGACGACGACGCCUCCUGGGAUGAGGUGCGCCGCCUCCGGCAGCAGAUUGUGGAAGCGCGUGGCAACGGCGUGCCCAUAGUGGUGGUGGGCAAUAAGGAUGACCUGCCGGACGCCGAGAGGCAGGUGGCGCGCGAGGUGGCCGAGACGACGGCACUAUUCGAGUGGGAGUGCGGCUACGUGGAGUGCUCGGCCAAGGAGAACACGCAUAUCAUCGACGUGUUCAAGGCGCUGCUGGCGCAGGCCAAGGUGCGCUACAACCUUAGCCCGGCCGUGCGCCGCCGCCGCCAGUCGCUGCCCAACUACCCGACCGGGCAGCAAGCCCGCGGCACGCGCUACAUGCUCAAGAGGAACUCCUGCUCCGUCGCAUGA
Schistocerca nitens (vagrant locust) is the source of this 948-nucleotide messenger RNA. RefSeq names its product GTP-binding protein Rhes-like. Gene Ontology annotation, molecular function: GTP binding; GTPase activity. The record is from RefSeq and is a predicted model, not a curated record. The transcript is spliced from 5 exons. NCBI's taxonomy places the organism in Eukaryota, Metazoa, Arthropoda, Insecta, Orthoptera, Acrididae. The coding region runs from base 232 to 948 and encodes 238 amino acids.